UCCGUGAUCUGAUCUGGGUGCGACGGUUACCGAGCUUGUCAGUGUAAUCGUCGACGCAUUUGCUCAAUGCUCGUGAGGUGGAACCAGCGUUGGGGCCCUGGCACGCUGGAUUGUCGGCUCCGCAACCGACCCCGCAAACCGAAUUUUGCGGAGGCGAGCGCGCUCGGUGUCGAUCUCUCCACCAUCGUCGACGACGUCCGUCAAAAUUCCAAAGAGUUGAAGCCGCCUGUAACCUCCACGUCAAGUCCGGCUGGGCAGGCACGCCGUCAUGGCCACUCCGGCGUUAGCGCACCAAGACCGCGGCGAUGGGAGGCUCUUUACAAAUCAAAUGGUUAUCUCAUGCCAAUGUUGAUGGCGGGGACGAGGACAAUGGCUCUCGCUAGCCUCGGUUCUUCUCACAAAGAAAGCGAUGUCGCCGCCGCGAUGCGAUGGCGUCCGGAGAAAGAAACCGGCAUGCUUCACGCAGGGUUCAGCAGCGGUUCCUGCGCACGACGAGACAGCGGUCGUUGUGAAGAAGAUUUAGGCUGUUGUGGUUGCACGGGCUUUGUGGCACCGCAGCGGCUAGCUGGUGGAAGGGUGAGCUGCAACGUAAGCCGUAUUGCUAGUCGUGUCAGUCUUGGCAGGCGCCCGCUCGUACGAGCUGAAGCGGGAGGAUUUGCUAUUGAAAUUGCGACGGGAAAGUGCGAGUGGCAACGCUGUGGAGAUUCCGUGGAAGAGAGGCGAUGGCGGCGAAGAGCACAAAGGCAAAGGGCUGGUGACCGGAGCACGGGGUGGCCGCAUCGGGGCGAAAAGGGUGCGCCCGUCAGCAAGCUUUCCCAAGCUUCAACGAAUAGUUCUGGAAGGUGUGAGAGUGCGGCGUAGAGGGUGAAGGGUUGCAGCGAAACAACUCGAGUCGAGCCGGAGCCGGGACCGGGGGUCUGGGGAGGAACGGGGUAGGUAACACACAGACUUUCCCCAGCAAAAUCUUCUCCGCAAGUCCGCGCUC
Messenger RNA from Aplosporella prunicola CBS 121167, 985 nucleotides. RefSeq lists its product as uncharacterized. The coding region runs from base 67 to 861 and encodes 264 amino acids. NCBI's taxonomy places the organism in Eukaryota, Fungi, Ascomycota, Dothideomycetes, Botryosphaeriales, Aplosporellaceae. The transcript has 3 exons. The record is from RefSeq and is a predicted model, not a curated record.